This is a messenger RNA of Tigriopus californicus, 593 nucleotides long. RefSeq lists its product as uncharacterized. The coding region runs from base 64 to 513 and encodes 149 amino acids. Gene Ontology annotation, biological process: microtubule-based process. NCBI's taxonomy places the organism in Eukaryota, Metazoa, Arthropoda, Copepoda, Harpacticoida, Harpacticidae. Gene Ontology annotation, cellular component: dynein complex. The transcript has 2 exons. The record is from RefSeq and is a predicted model, not a curated record.
UUCGCAUUGAUUUUCAGACCACCUUAUCUCAGUGAUCGCGAGUCAAAUUAGUUUCGUGCUUGAAUGUGGAUGGAGACGAGGCUGGACAAAAUGUUUGCCAUGAAAAAGCGUCGUGAGUACUUCCCCAAUGGUUUGGACUACAACCUCAAUGACCCCGUGCUAUUGAGCCAGAUCUCUAUGACCAGUGGAAAGCACACGAUUGUAAGGGCCAAGAAGAGGCGACCCUCGAUUCAGAAUCUGGAAGAGGUCACAUUCCAUGGCGGAGAAUUAAAUAAGGAGGAGAGAGCAUUCAUCCUUGAAGAAGUCCGUACCGGGAUAAUGAAAUUGGGCGGCAUUGAACAUUUUGGAGAAUUAGCUGGUUGGAUCAAAGACAUGUUAGAUCGUCGAUUUGGUCCUGAAUGGCAAUGCAUCGUGGGAAAGAAAGACACCUUUGGGUCGUGUCUUUCACCUAUGGCGGGAUAUUACUUAAACUUCAGUAUUGGCGACGUUGGCAUGAUUCUGUUCAAAUCCUAACCUUCCUCAACAAAAAACAACAUUGUUUUUCACAUUAUAUUGACUGUUGUCUAAUUAUUGCAAAUAAAACGAAAAGUAUU